AUGGCCAACAAAAUUGAUGAAUUCGGUAAGUCGGUAACAAAUGUAAACACGCAGAUUAAAGAUGUUGAAGGGGGUUUGAAAAAGAAUUGGACUGAAGUUGUAAAGGGAACCAUCAAAAAAGAAGUUAAAUCGACUACGGUGGCUCUGAACAAUGUCGUCAAAUCAAUUAAAAACAACGUCGAAACAAUAAACCGUGAGUGCAAUGUUGUGUUAUUUAGGCUCAGUGAAGCUGAAAAUAAGUCUGCUGAUGCUCGCAAUGAUGAUAAAAAAAUUGUUAUGAAUUUGCUUUCAGUGAUUACAAAUGAUGAAAUCAAGGAAAGUGAUAUUAAGAAAAUGUACAGAAUUGGCAAAAAAGCUGAAGCAAAAGAUAAACAGAAACAGGAGUCGGGAGAAUUUUUGUACAGGGUGAUGGGAGAUCCGUCAAAUUUGAGAAUAAUAAAAAUACAGAAAUAUUCAAUAAAAAACUAA
Messenger RNA from Helobdella robusta, 468 nucleotides. RefSeq lists its product as hypothetical. Lineage: Eukaryota; Metazoa; Annelida; Clitellata; Rhynchobdellida; Glossiphoniidae. Bases 1 to 468 code for a protein of 155 amino acids. The transcript has 2 exons. The record is from RefSeq and is a predicted model, not a curated record.